Messenger RNA from Laetiporus sulphureus 93-53, 774 nucleotides. RefSeq lists its product as uncharacterized. The transcript has 3 exons. The record is from RefSeq and is a predicted model, not a curated record. Bases 235 to 714 code for a protein of 159 amino acids. Lineage: Eukaryota; Fungi; Basidiomycota; Agaricomycetes; Polyporales; Laetiporaceae.
CCUAGAGGAAAGGCACGGAGAUCGUAGUCUUGGUACUUUGCCGCUAGGAGUUUUUCUUCGUGCAUUUUCUAAAAACGCUUUGCAUCACCAUCCCACUAUGCCGUGGACUGCAUUUCCGAUAAGGCUCCGUAUUGAUGACUUAGAGGAUUAUUUCAGCUAAGUUCCGCCUUGAAUGUGUUCUAUUAUUCUCGCUUCUUCUUCUGUAGUCAUUUGUAAGAUGUAUGAAAUGUCUCCAUGAAUAGCAUCAGUACGUACCGCCAAAGUCGACUUCUCGCUCGAAGACUCGAAUGCUUCUCCGAAGCGUAUAUGGCCAACCAACUUUGCCUUCGUCAAUGCCAGUUUUAUCCCAGCAAGGACUCACGCACGCAGGAAUAUUGUUCUUUCACGACUGAUUCGUCGCAGGGGAGUAGUGCAGUGGUGAGUUACUGUAUACGACUUUCCGCAUCCGCGCAAACAUUCAAGAGUGUGCAUACGCUAGAGUCCUUCGGAAAGGGGGGGAGAGAAGGGAGAGUCUCCUCCGAGAAUGCCUUUAACCGGCGCAUUAGUACGCUAGCUCGUAUACGCCGACUCUACAGACGCCACAAGAAGUUGUUCGCCGUCAUUAGGAACCUGUUCAGCCGAUGCCUUCUCUUGCAUAUUCUGUCAGAAAUAUCACUUGCAUAUUCUGUCAGAAAUAUCACAAUGGCUCCCAUUGUUCUCGCUAGCUCGCCCUGAUAAUUGGUCCGAGUCUCUGGUGUUAUAAUCCCUGCUCUCUGUUGAAUUGGCUAGAAACAU